UAGAGUGAGACAAAAGAUCCAAGAGUCAUUUGGCUUUCACACGGUGAUUCCUUGCUUUCACGAAUUCCAUGUGGAAAUAGCCGGUUCUUAUUGAACGGAUUCUGAGAAUUAUACCCGCGGAAAAUACCCUAGAACCAAGUCAAAAAGUUUGUUGUUUGUGAAAAUCUCUAAGCGGUGUACAAAAUGAAUAUCCAAUUGGCUGAAGUACUGGAGAAAACCGUGUCUCCCGACAAAAAUGAGCUGGAGGCUGCGCAAAAUUACCUGGAGCAGGCGGCGGCCACGAAUCUUCCAGAGUUCCUCAAGGCCCUAUCAGACGUCCUUGCGAUGGUGACAAACAGCCCCGUGGCGAGGACGGCCGCCAGCUUGCAGUUGAAGAACCACCUCACCAGAAAGGACCCCACAUUGAACGAGGAGUACCAGAAACGGUGGCUGACAUUUCCGAGCGAAACCCGCGAGUACAUCAAGAAGAACAUUCUUGGCACACUAGGAACAGAAAACACGCGACCCUCGAGCGCGGCACAAUGCGUAGCAUAUGUUGCAGUGACAGAACUGCCUGUCGGGGGAUGGGAUGAUCUUAUCGCCACAUUAGUGAAAAAGGUCGUAUCGGAAGGCUCAACAGAAAAUGAACGAGAAGCAGCACUGGAAGCUAUUGGAUAUAUAUGUCAGGAUAUAGGACCGGGAGUCCUAGAACACCAAGCAAAUCAAAUUCUCACAGCGAUUAUACACGGCAUGCGUAAGCAAGAACCCAGCAAUCAUGUUCGGCUCGCUGCUACGAAUGCUUUGCUCAACUCGCUUGAAUUCACCAAGGCAAAUUUCGAUAAGGACUCGGAACGUAACUACAUAAUGGAAGUAGUUUGUGAAGCGACACAAUGCACUGACACUCAGAUUUGCGUAGCUGCUCUGCAGUGUUUAGUGCGAAUUUUAUCACUUUAUUAUCAGUACAUGGAACCAUACAUGGGGCAGGCAUUAUUCCCCAUAACGCUUGAAGCGAUGAAAUCUGAUAAUGACCAAAUAGCGCUGCAAGGAAUUGAGUUCUGGUCUAACGUCAGCGAUGAAGAAGUCGAUCUCGCAAUUGAGAAUCAAGAAGCUACCGAAGCUGGACGUCCACCUACGAAAGUGUCAAAACAUUACGCCCGCGGCGCUUUACAAUACCUCACGCCUGUGCUCAUGGAUAAACUGACAAAGCAGGAGGAAAUCGAUGACGAUGACACUUGGAAUCCGGCGAAGGCGGCUAGCGUUUGUCUGAUGUUGCUGUCGACCUGUUGCGAAGAUGAGAUUGUGCCACACGUAUUUCCAUUUAUUCAGCAAAACAUCAAAGCACAAAACUGGCGCCUUCGCGACGCUGCUGUGAUGGUGUUUGGUUCAAUCUUGGGUGGUUUAGAUACCAAUACCCUGAAACCAUUAGUUGAGCAAGCAAUGCCGACUAUAAUUGAUCUGAUGUACGAUAGCAGUGUUAUAGUUCGUGACACUGCAGCUUGGACAAUCGGUCGUAUUUGCGAUAUUAUCCCAGAAGCCGUUAUUAAUAGUCCGUUCUUGAAGUCAUUAUUGCAAAGUUUAUUACACAGUUUGAAGUCGGAACCAAGAGUUGCGGCAAACGCGUGCUGGGCUUUCAUUGGGCUCUCGGAAGCUGCAUACGAAGCUGUUGAACAAAAUGAGGGGAACACGCCAGAGACCUACUGUCUGUCAGAAUACUUUGAGUACAUUAUAACUCAGCUUCUAGAAACUACUGAUCGUCGAGACGGUGCGCAAGCCAAUCUACGCGCAGCUGCCUACGAAGCUCUGAUGGACAUGAUCAAAAAUUCACCGAACGAUUGCUACGUAGUUGUCCAAAAGACGACAAUGGUUAUUCUUGACAGAUUGAACCAAGUCUUACAGAUGGAAAGCCACUUAUCAAACCAUAAUGACCGCCAUCAGUUCAAUGAUUUACAAUCUCUACUGUGUGCAACGUUGCAGUCGGUGCUGCGCAAAGUUGAACCUCAAGACGCUCCAAAAAUCUCCGAUGCAAUAAUGACGGCUUUGCUUACAAUGUUCAGUUCAAGUUCUGGUAAAGUGGGCGGAGUGCAAGAAGAUGCUCUCAUUGCUGUUUCGUCGCUUGUUGACUUGCUAGGAGAGCAAUUUAUCAAAUACAUGGAUGCAUUCAAGCCAUACUUGUAUAUGGGUCUGAAAAACCACCAAGAAUAUCAAGUGUGCUGUGCUGCCGUUGGCCUAACGGGAGACCUUUGCCGCGGACUGAAAAUCAAAAUAUUACCUUACUGCGACGAAAUCAUGACUUUGCUAUUGGGCAAUCUAGGAAAUCCGUCAUUGCAUCGGUCGGUAAAACCGCAAAUUCUUUCCACGUUUGGAGAUAUGGCUUUGAGUAUUGGCUCUAAUUUCAUCAAAUAUUUGGUUGUGGUCCUUGAAAUGUUGCGACACGCCUCUCAGGUUGAAGUGAAUCGAAAUGACUUCGAAAUGGUAGAAUAUCUGAAUGAGUUACGCGAAAGUGUGCUGGAAGCGUACACUGGUAUAAUCCAAGGACUGAAGGGCGUAGAUAAGAUACCAGGCCCCGAUGUUUUCCAGAUUGAACCACAUGUCCCACAUAUAAUUACAUUUAUUAAAACGAUUGCUCAAGAUGAGGAGGUGUCAGAUUCCAUACUUGCAAUUACAGCUGGUUUAAUUGGAGAUCUGUGCUCGGCAUUUGGUCCGAAACUGUUGCCACUUUUAGACGUUGAACCGAUCACAAACCUUUUGGCACAGGGUAAGAGGUCAAGAGCCAACCGAACGCGAACCUUAUCCAGUUGGGCGACUAAAGAGAUGAAGAAGCUUCACGGGGAGCAAAACAGGCACACCUAAAAAUACGGCAUAUUCAAAGACACGCUUGGCUGAGUGAAACGUAACCAAAACAAAAAUGAUUUCACAUCUACCAAAAUUUUCCCCAUAAUUUAUAAAUGUAAUUAGUUAAACACAAACUUGAACAAAAAACACCAACCAGCAAACAAUACAAAGAAAAACAACAUCAAUGAGAACGACAACGUUAUUAUUUUUUGUUUGAGCGAAGACGAGAUAAAAGAAAUCAACGCUUUUUAAAGAAAAAAGUUAAUUUGCGCAGUCGUGUGUGAUCAAGCAUUAACCUUUUAAAUUGUUUCCAAAAAGCGAAAAUAUCAACAUUAUCAAUUUAAAACAUUUUGAUAAGCAUACUAUACUUAAAAAUCUAUUUUCAUAUCUUUUUCUUUUCUUUACGUUUAUAUCCAGAAACAAACAGAUUUUUGCUUUGGAAUUUAUAUCUUUCCUUCGUAACUAUUCGAAUUUCUCCGAGCGGAGCCGGAACCCAUAAUUUAUUUAAAAGAUAAAGAAAACAUUUUUAAUAAAAACUGAUAACUAUCGGUUUUAGGUAAAAUGAUAAGAAUCUGUUUGUUGGUUUUAUUUUUAGUUUUUUCUUUCUAUGCGUUUCUAUUUGAAGAGAGAGAGAAGGGAAUGAGAGUGGAGUGAAUGUCUCACAGUCAUGAUGAGCAUAAUUUAUUCAAUAGGCACGAAGUAGUUGACUGCAUUGUCACUGGUCGAGUCCUUCAAUAUUGGUCAUCUUUAUCGUUGCAUUUGUUUUUCUGUAUUAUUUGAAUGCCGAUUCAGAAUAUAAAAUAUGUAAACGUCUA
This is a messenger RNA of Hermetia illucens (black soldier fly), 3626 nucleotides long. RefSeq names its product importin subunit beta (gene Fs(2)Ket). Gene Ontology annotation, molecular function: nuclear import signal receptor activity; small GTPase binding. The transcript has 6 exons. Gene Ontology annotation, cellular component: nucleus; cytoplasm. The record is from RefSeq and is a predicted model, not a curated record. NCBI's taxonomy places the organism in Eukaryota, Metazoa, Arthropoda, Insecta, Diptera, Stratiomyidae. The coding region runs from base 184 to 2829 and encodes 881 amino acids. Gene Ontology annotation, biological process: protein import into nucleus.